GUUCUUGUUUUGCCGUCUAAAUUUACUCAGCAUUAAAAACAGAAGGAGAGCGUUCGGCGUACCGUACACACCGCAGCAACGGGGCGGUCUAAGUGUGUGCGCGCGCGCGUGUGUGUGUGUGUGUGUAUGUGAGUACACUCUUUCACAACAGACAGCUCUCCUGUGACGGGUCCAGUUUCGAGGGAGCAGAGGAAGAAGAAUAAGGCGCCAUUGUGCCAACAGUCUUCCCUUAAAAGAACGCCAUUAUCGCCAUCUCGAGCAAGGCGACGCCCGCUGCCCUGCGCGUGAGAAAGAGAGCCAACAAAAAAAAAAAAGAUAUACGGAAUCCCUCUGGUUCCGCACGCCUUUGCUUCGGGUGUGUUGGAUGUGUUCGCGUCAGUGUGUGUUGACGGGUUUUCUUCAGCUCAGCGUUGUGUCCAGCAGCAGCACUGCCCCACCAUGAUCCGGCAGCGCUCGUCCGUGCGGAGCCGCGGCUCGUCCUCGACCACGAUCAGCGAUCCGCGGGAGAAGGUAAAGGACUGCUGCCGCAAGUUCGUCGCGUUCAUGUGCACCCAGGUCGGGGUGGGCGGGCUGAUCGUCGCGUACGCGCUGGUCGGCGCGGCCAGCUUCAUGUCGAUCGAGACGCAGGAGCCGAACCCGCUGAUCGAGCACGUCGUCACGCUCCGGCGGAACUGUGCGGCCGAGCUGUGGGACGUGACCGAGCAGCUCAACCUGUUCAACAGCUCGAUCUGGCACUACGAGGCCGACCUGGUGCUGAAGCGCUAUCAGGACGACUUUGCGGAGGCGAUCCGGCGCGGCUACGACGGCCGCUCGCCGGAGGAGGUGUGGAACUUUCCGGCGGCCCUGAUGUUCUGCCUGGCCGUGUUUACGAUGAUCGGGUACGGCAACAUGGUGCCGCGGACGGCGUGGGGCAAGGGUGCGACCGUCAUCUACGCGACGUUCGGCAUCCCGCUCUACAUACUGUACUUCAUGAACAUGGGCAAGGUGCUGGCGUCCACGUUCAAGUGGCUGUACACCUGGUUCCACGAGUGCAGCCACCGGAGCGACGAGGACGGCGGGCUCGCGCUGGAGGAGGGCCCGGGCGGGCUGGCGCCCCGCAAGCGCAUCAUCGUGCCGACGACCGCCUGCCUGUGGGUGAUCACGAUCUACAUCGCGACCGGCACGAUCAUGUUCGCCGAGUGGGAGAAGUGGACGUACCUCGACUCGGCCUACUUCUGCGUGACCAGCCUGUGCAAGAUCGGCAUCGGCGACCUGGUGCCGGGCGCGAACAUACUCGACUCGCAGAGCGGCAAACCGACCAAGCUGGUGAUCAACUUCGUCUACAUGCUGCUCGGCAUGGGCCUGGUCGCGAUGUGCUACAUCCUGAUGCGGGAGGAGGUGCGCAUCAAGAUGCAGGAGAUCAAGGAGGACACGCGCCUCUGCCUCGAGGAUCUCAGCUCCAAGUUUGCCAAGUGCUGCGGCACCAAGGACUCGCAGUACUAUGACUAAGCGACCAAUUCCAUGCCCGAUUUUUUUUCGGGGGAAGAAGAAGAAGAAGAAAAGGAACAAGAAGAAGGUGAGACGCCGGUACCUAGCCUUCGCCUAGCCGUAAACGCUCAUGUAUUAGUAGUGUAACAGCAUUAUCAGAAUUAUCAACACAAAAUGCCGUCGAAGCAAACCAUUGUACCAUACCAGCGAACGUGAAGAUGAGCGGAGUGGUCGUCUCAGUGGUUCACGUUCGAAAAAUGUAACAAAUAAUAAAAUGAAUACUUCAAUCAA
Messenger RNA from Anopheles merus, 1758 nucleotides. Its product is annotated as TWiK family of potassium channels protein 18. Gene Ontology annotation, biological process: stabilization of membrane potential; potassium ion transmembrane transport. Gene Ontology annotation, cellular component: membrane. Bases 439 to 1488 code for a protein of 349 amino acids. The transcript is spliced from 2 exons. Lineage: Eukaryota; Metazoa; Arthropoda; Insecta; Diptera; Culicidae. Gene Ontology annotation, molecular function: potassium ion leak channel activity. The record is from RefSeq and is a predicted model, not a curated record.